CCCUCACAUGAAAAAAGAUUCUACGAACAACAAUCGCCGGUCGAGCUCCUCCGCACUUGGGAUUCUUUCUCUUUCCUUCUCAGACACCAAAUCCACUCCUCAUCUCUCACUCUAGAUUGCCCAAAUCAUUCUCCGUCUCCGUCUUUCUCCUGCUGACCAGACACCUAAAAUUGCUCUGUUCAUUUCCUCCAUCUCUAUAUCUCUCUUUUUCUAUGCAUAUAUAUAGAUAUACACUCAAUUACACGUACAGAGAAUUCAGAUAUUUUUAUUUUCUUGGACUGGAAUCGGAAUUUUCUGUUGAGGUAUUGUUGAAUUUGGUAAUCAUUUCCAUGCUUGAUUACGUGAUAAAUGUAUAGGAAUGGCGAUGCACAGGCAAUCUGGACACCAUUACUCAAACGGCAACUCGGAUCAUGUGUCAGUCGGGAUUCAUACUCCGUAUUCUCAGCAGCAGCACAAGCCGGUGAGGGUUCGCCGAUCCUCUCGAUCUGAUAAGGGCAGCGUUGCUGCUUUCCAGAUAGGAGCGGUCAUUCUGGUUAUAUGCGUUGUUCUUUCUGUCAUUGUUUUAGGUUACUAUUACCUCUCUGCGGAUGAUAAAGAAAUAACUCCUCAUCAUCUUGAUGAUGGUGAGAUAAAGAAUGAUGUGGAUUUUCUUACAAAUGUUAUACGAACAAACAAUUUUAAAGUCCUUGGGUUUGGCCAAGGUUCAGUAGGACAUGGACGGGAUUCUAGGUAUUGGGAUAGGGAUGAUAGAAGAAGAGAUGGAGAAUAUGACGAGGAUGAUGCGGCUCAUGAUGGCAAGGACGCUAGGGGUGCAUCUGCUGGAAAGGACCAUGAUCCAGUGGAAGUGAAGGGUGGAAAGGAGAGGACUUCUCAUGAUGGUCUUUUUAAGGGUUUAGACCAAAGAGGCGUUGGCUUGUACAAUGAAGAUGGGCGUAAUGAAUUAAAAAGAUAUGAAGCAGAAUAUGAGGCCUCUCUAAAUAAUACUAGUCACUCAAGAAAGGAAAAUGACAUUAAAAAUCGGGUACUUGAUGAUGAGGAUCACGGAGAGCAGAAUGAGCUAGUUGAUACCGGUAAUGAGUAUGAUGAUGGUAUUGAUUCCCAUGAUCCUCUUGUGGAGGCAUAUGGCAAUUCUAAAAAUGAAAGUGGUGACCACACUGCUAUAAGUAUAUCCCGUGACAAAGAUAGUAGAGAGUCCUCUAAUUUACAUGAUGAGAAAACUGAGGAUCAAAGUAUUGCCAAGGACAAUCAGGAAUUUUCUGAGAAUAUGUUAGAGAAGUCUUUGAUUUCCAGAAUUUUGGAUAACAUCCACACUAAUUCUCAACUUGUUCAUACCAGUGGCAGUCAAUCUACAACUAAAUCAUGGUCAGAUUCAAAAAUAAAAUCAAGGCGCCGGAAAUUUUCUGGGUCUUGUGAUAUGAAAUUUCUAAAUUCCACUUCACAGCUUGUGGACCCUUUUGAAAGUCAUAAAUUUGCAAGAUUUUCCUUGCAGUAUGUGGAAAUGGAGGAGAGGCCUAAUGUGGAUGAAGAAUGGGAACCCAGAUUUGCUGGGCAUCAGAGCUUGCGAGAACGUGAAGGAUCAUUUUUGGUUCAUGAUCAAAAAAUACAUUGUGGCUUCAUCAAAGGUCCUGAAGGAUCCCCAAGUACAGGAUUUGAUUUGGCAGAAGAUGAUGAAAAUUAUAUCAGUAGAUGCCACAUUGCUGUAAUCUCUUGUAUCUUUGGAAAUUCAGAUCGGUUGAGGUCACCUACUCGUAGAAAGGUCACGCGAUUCUCAAGGAAAAACGUCUGCUUUGUUAUGUUUGUGGAUGAAGUUACUUUGCAGACACUUUCUUCUGAAGGCCAAAUGCCAGAUACAGCAGGUUUUAUUGGUUUAUGGAAGAUUGUGGUGGCAAAGAAUCUACCGUAUACUGAUAUGCGAAGAGUUGGCAAAAUACCAAAAUUGUUGCCACACCGUCUUUUCCCUUCUGCAAGGUAUUCAAUAUGGUUGGAUAGCAAACUACGUUUUCAACUUGAUCCUUUGCUUGUUCUGGAAUAUUUUCUGUGGCGAAAAGGUCAUGAAUAUGCCAUUUCUAAUCACUACAAUCGCCAUUGUAUAUGGGAAGAGGUUGCACAGAACAAGAGAUUGAACAAGUAUAACCAUACUGUUAUAGAUCAGCAAUUUACUUUCUAUCAGGCUGAUGGACUGAAAAGAUUCAAUGCCUCUGAUCCAAACAAGCUUCUUCCCAGCAAUGUACCUGAAGGGUCUUUUAUUGUAAGAGCACAUACUUCAAUGUCAAACCUUUUCAAUUGUCUUUGGUUCAAUGAGGUUGAUCGCUUUACUCCUCGUGAUCAAUUGAGUUUUGCAUAUACAUACCAGAAAUUGAGAAGGAUGAAUCCUGGCAGACCAUUUCACCUAAACAUGUUCAAGGAUUGCGAGAGAAGAGCCAUAGCAAAAUUGUUUCGACACAGAUCAGAUGAGAAGCGAAAUGUUCUUCAUCAACAUCAGCAAGCAACCGAAUAAGAUGCAUGAGAUACUUUCUUUUACGAAGCCUGUUUCUAUACAUUAUUCUUUGCCACACAAAUAUUUAUUUCCUGAUGAUGGUAUCCUCUACUCUGAAAGCCCAGAUUGUUACAGAAGUACUGGUUGCUGAGGACGUACUUGGAAAUACAUAGCGGAUGCAAGACUUUAUAGUGAUUUGUUGGAGGCGAGGUAUUGCUGCAACUCCCUCCUACUUCAAUUGAAUACAAAAUACAUAUCUCUAUGGAAAAGUAACUAGCUAUAAUACUAAAAGCUUCUUCAUUCCACUCUCAAUUCUUUGUCCCAUAUUGAGGUCAGCCAUGUACUCAAAUGCCCUUUUGUACCAUUACCUCCCUCUAAUAGAACCACAGAUUUUACAUUUCUAUCAAUUUUUUUCUUAUGGGUUGGAAAUCCAUAUUGGUUAUUUUGUAACAAAUUUUGAUUGGUGAACUCGUGUAUGAUAAUAUUCAUGGCAAGUUCUGGUUAUUUUAUCGAUA
Messenger RNA from Manihot esculenta (cassava), 2991 nucleotides. RefSeq lists its product as uncharacterized. Lineage: Eukaryota; Viridiplantae; Streptophyta; Magnoliopsida; Malpighiales; Euphorbiaceae. The record is from RefSeq and is a predicted model, not a curated record. The transcript is spliced from 7 exons. The coding region runs from base 359 to 2497 and encodes 712 amino acids.